AUGCGACCACGCCUCUUCGCCUCUGCUGCUUCGAGCAUCUUUGCCCCUGUACCAAAGCACCGACACAGCAGAGGGCUCGCCAAGAUGACGCCGAAACGAAAGAGAGACGGCCCUCAUCCUCCUCCUCCAGCGCCGCAACGACCUGAUGCCCCUAGACGAAGUAGCCGAAGACUGAGGGACGCUGCCGCUGCUACUACGGCUGAUCAUCUCGCACCCGACAAGAUGGAUAUUGACAAGGACAGCAAGAAAAUCAAGUGUGAAAUCCCCGACAAACGCAAGCACAAGGCAGUAUGGGAUACAGGAGAGGGUGUCGAAGAAGCCAUGCGCGAGCUGAGCGAGAUGGAACACAAACUGCAGAACGCCGUGAGGAGACAACGACAGGCGGUUGAAUCCUCAGAUCUUCAUGUCAAAGUAGAGUCGGUCAUGGACCGAAAUAUUCGACCCAAGAUGCGCACGCCACCUCCCAAUGACACCAUCCCUUCCACCUGCGGACGAAAUGCGGAGAGCGUUGAAAAGGCCCCCAUGGACGGUUAUCAGGCCGAGCUGGCGGCAGGCGAUAUUGUUGACGCCAAGGCCGACGAUGAGGGUUUUGAUAGAGGCGCAAACAGACCUCCCCCCGUCAACAGCGACAGACUUCCCCUGCCGUGGUCGGGGCGGCUUGGUUAUGCCUGCUUAAACACAUAUCUGCGCAAUGCAAGCCCUCCUGUCUUUUCGUCGAGAACCUGCCGGAUCGCGUCCAUCCUCGACCAUCGACAUCCCCUCCAACAUCCUUCAGAGCCUGAGCACCCUACAAAGAAUCGACCCGACAAGAGUAAACCAGCGGAUCCCGAGCGAGGGCUAAAGUAUGUGCAAGAGCUAGGAUUGGCCAACGCGAGAGAUAUUGUCAAGAUGAUCCGGUGGAAUCACAAGUACGGUAUCAAGUUCAUGAGGCUCAGCAGCGAAAUGUUCCCCUUUGCAAGCCACGAGGAAUAUGGGUACAAGCUGGCGCCCUUUGCAGCUGAUGUCCUAGCCGAGGCUGGCAAAGUUGCAGCAGAACUAGGACAUCGCCUUACGACACAUCCUGGCCAGUUUACCCAGAUUGGAAGCCCACGGAAGGAAGUUGUUGCCGCUGCCAUUCGCGACCUCGAGUACCACGAUGAGAUGCUCAGUUUGCUCAAGCUCCCUGAUCAAAUGGACCGCGACGCAGUCAUGAUCUUGCACAUGGGUGGUACUUAUGGCGACAAGGAAGCAACUUUGAACCGGUUCCGCGAAAAUUACGUCAAGCUAUCGGAUGGCGUCAAACGGCGACUGGUAUUGGAGAAUGACGACGUUGCGUGGAGCGUCCACGAUCUACUCCCUAUAUGCGAGGAGCUCAAUAUUCCAUUAGUACUGGAUUAUCACCACCACAACAUCAUCUUCGACUCAAGUAUGCGAGAAGGCACCCAAGAUAUCAUAGGUCUUUAUGACCGCAUCAAAAAGACAUGGACAAGAAAGGGCAUUACCCAAAAGAUGCACUACAGCGAGCAGACUGCCGGCGCUGUUACUCCACGAGAGCGUCGCAAACAUUCUGCGCGAGUCAAGACACUGCCGCCCUGCGCCCACGAUAUGGACCUCAUGAUUGAAGCUAAGGACAAGGAGCAAGCCGUCUUCGAGCUGAUGCGCACCUUUAAGCUACCCGGAUGGGAUACCUUCAAUAACGUUGUUCCCUACGAGCGCGAGGACGAGUCACGAAAGGCCAUCAAGAAGAAGCCCAAAAAGGGGAAGAAGAAGACUAACGGCGUCAACGGUGAGGUAGAAGAUGAGAUAGAGGUGCCCGAGAAGAUUGUGAGCCCCGAGGACUUUGGUAUGGGAGGGCCCAAGAACAGAGUGUACUGGCCCGAGGGCAUGGAGGAGUGGCUUAAGCCCAAGAAGAGAGAUAUCAAGAGGGACAAGCCGAGUGAUCAGUAA
Messenger RNA from Fusarium keratoplasticum, 1926 nucleotides. Its product is annotated as UV-damage endonuclease. Gene Ontology annotation, cellular component: nucleus; mitochondrion. NCBI's taxonomy places the organism in Eukaryota, Fungi, Ascomycota, Sordariomycetes, Hypocreales, Nectriaceae. Gene Ontology annotation, biological process: response to UV; nucleotide-excision repair; mitochondrial DNA repair. Gene Ontology annotation, molecular function: endonuclease activity. Bases 1 to 1926 code for a protein of 641 amino acids. The transcript is spliced from 2 exons. The record is from RefSeq and is a predicted model, not a curated record.